Molecule: messenger RNA, 1036 nt
Organism: Mesitornis unicolor (brown roatelo)
Lineage: Eukaryota; Metazoa; Chordata; Aves; Mesitornithiformes; Mesitornithidae
Product: lethal(2) giant larvae protein homolog 2-like
Exons: 9
Biological process (GO): regulation of establishment or maintenance of cell polarity; regulation of Notch signaling pathway; regulation of protein secretion
Cellular component (GO): plasma membrane; cortical actin cytoskeleton; cytoplasm
Molecular function (GO): GTPase activator activity; myosin II binding
Source: RefSeq, a predicted model, not a curated record
AUGAGACGAUUCUUAAGACCCGGACAUGAUCCAGUGAGAGAGAGGCUUAAACGUGACCUUUUCCAGUUUAACAAGACUGUUGAACAUGGAUUUCCCCAUCAACCCAGCGCACUGGGCUAUAGCCCAUUUCUCCGCCUCAUGGCCAUUGGAACACGGUCGGGAGCCAUCAAACUAUAUGGUGCUCCUGGAGUGGAGUUCAUGGGUUUGCAUGAAGAAAACAAUACUGUAAUGCAGAUUCACUUUAUACCUGAUCAGUGCCAGCUGGUGACAUUGCUAGAUGAUAACAGCCUGCAUCUUUGGAGCCUGAGGCAGCACAGUGGAGCUUCUGAGCUAUGGGAGGAGCACCGCUUCACAUUGAAAGGGCCACCUGGAUCUCCACCAAGUGCCACACAGAUAACAGCUGUCCUUCCCCAUUCCUCACGGGAAAUCCUGUAUCUUGGCACAGAGAGUGGCAACAUCUUCGUAGUGGAACUUCCCUCAUUCAGAGUGCUGGAGGACAGAACCAUAACCUCUGAGGCUGUGCUGCAGCGAGUACCAGAAGAUUACUGUAAUAGGCGAUCAUGUGAAUUGGUGGAAGCCCUUCGUGAGCAUCCAAAGAACCCUGACCAGAUCCUAAUUGGAUACAGCAGGGGUUUGAUUGUCCUCUGGGAUCUGCAGAAUAACAAAGUGACUCACCAUUUCCUGGGCAGCCAGCAACUGGAGAACCUCUACUGGCAGAGGGAUGGCAGUAAAUUCAUUAGUUGUCACUACGAUGGAAGUUACACCCAGUGGCCUGUAUCCGGUGACAACAGGCAGCCUGAGCCUCUGGAAAACCUUGUGCCUUAUGGUCCUUUUCCUUGUAAGGCCAUCUCCAAGAUAUACUGGCAGACCACAAAAAAUGGGCUUCCUUACAUUAUAUUCCAAGGAGGUAUGCCCCGGGCUAGCUAUGGUGACCGGCACAGUAUCUCUGUUGUCCAUGGCAGUCAGCAAACAGCGUUUGACUUCACAUCACGAGUUAUAGACUUCUUUAUAAUCUUCAGUUCAGAGCCUACUGAAG